GGAUCAUUCCCCAGGAGCAGAUCCGAGAUCCAGAAGCGCUAGAACAUUCUUCCAGCUAAUCCCACUGAGAUCUGCGUGGCGCUCCUCCCCCAGCCGCCGACCCGGAGGACCCCACUCAGGAGCGAAGUCACGGAGACACGCCGCGUCCUCCUGUCCAGGUCCCGGGAAAAAACCCAACAAACUCCUGGAAGUGUGUCUCCCUCAGCGAGCGCAGACGGGGGGCUGAAUCUCCGCCAUCAUGACCGACACAAAGCGCCUCGCCUUCUCCAUCAUCCAGUUCCUCCACGACCAGCUGCAGACGGGAAGCCUGUCCUCAGACGCCCAGGAGAGCCUGGAGGUUGCUGUCCAGUGUCUGGAGACGGCGUUUGACGUCUCCACCGACGAUCAGAGCCUCGCCGUCCCCAUGACGCUACCGGAGAUCUUUGCCUCUGCCACAGCCAAGUUCCCAGCUCAGUCGCAGGCCAAUAACAACACGACUCCGAGCUCGCCGACAGAAGAGGAGAAGGCCGAGGCGGAGAGGUUGAAAACUGACGGUAACGACCAGAUGAAGGUGGAGAACUUUGCAGCAGCUGUAGAGUUUUACUCCAAGGCCAUCGCCCUGAACCCCCAGAACGCCGUUUACUACUGCAACAGGGCUGCAGCGUACAGCAAACUGGGGAACUACGCCGGCGCCGUGCAGGACUGUGAACGGGCCAUCAGAAUCGACCCGAACUACAGCAAAGCUUACGGACGGAUGGGUCUAGCUCUGACCAGCCUCAACAAGCACACCGAGGCUGUCGGUUACUAUAAGAAGGCUCUGGAGCUCGACCCCGACAACGACACCUACAAGACCAACAUGAAGAUCGCAGAGGAGAAGAUGGAGACGUCCAGCCCGUCUGCAGGUUUGGGAGGAAUCGACCUGGCCGGUUUGCUCAGUAACCCCGGCUUCAUGAACAUGGCGUCCACUCUGAUGAACAACCCUCAGGUCCAGCAGCUGAUGUCCGGGAUGAUGUCAGGAGCGUACGGUGGAGUGGGAGCACCGGCGGGUGGGGGAGUAGCCGGUGGAGGUGGAGGCGUAGUAGGCGGCGGCGUAGAAGGAGGUGCAGCAGGAGGUGCAGCAGGAGGAGGUGCAGCAGCAGGAGGUGCAGCCUCCGCCACAGCCUCAGCAGCUCAGGGACCUGCCGAUCUGUCGGGCCUGAUCCAGGCGGGGCAGCAGUUCGCUCAGCAGAUGCAGCAGCAGAACCCCGAACUCAUCGAACAGCUUAGGAGUCAAAUCCGCAACCGAACGCCCAGCGCCGGAAACGAGGAGCAGCCAUGACGAUUCUGAACUGUCGGACAGAUGUGGCGGCGGCAGCGUCUGACUUUCUUUCCCUUUCUGAUGUGGAUUGUUUAACUCAAAGGACUAUAAGGAAAUGUUCUGUUUUCCAUUAACUGUAUAAUGGCAGCAUGAGAGCGUGAUAGCUGUUCAGGAACACCAACACCUCCCCUCUCCUCCUGCAGCUCUGUGUGACUUUAGAGGAGACUUUCAGCACCAGGAGCCCAGAUGUUCAACAGCUUAAAAUGUUUUAUUUCCUCUGAAAACAGCAGCGCGUGGCUGAAAAGGCCUUUUCUGUCUGUUUCCUGGGACGUCUGAGAUCGUAGCUGGUUUAUAUAAAUGAACUGAGAACCUGUCGGCCACAUGGAGCUGCAGGAGGGAGGCUGUUUGAACACACUUUAAUUAAAAAGAGCAUCUCACCAUUUUACUCGC
Messenger RNA from Fundulus heteroclitus (mummichog), 1726 nucleotides. RefSeq names its product small glutamine-rich tetratricopeptide repeat (TPR)-containing, alpha (gene sgta). Bases 239 to 1297 code for a protein of 352 amino acids. Gene Ontology annotation, molecular function: molecular adaptor activity; protein binding. Gene Ontology annotation, cellular component: membrane; TRC complex. Gene Ontology annotation, biological process: post-translational protein targeting to endoplasmic reticulum membrane. NCBI's taxonomy places the organism in Eukaryota, Metazoa, Chordata, Actinopteri, Cyprinodontiformes, Fundulidae. The record is from RefSeq and is a predicted model, not a curated record. The transcript is spliced from 12 exons.